GGAAAAUUGUGUAUUUCCUUGUUUUUAGACUGAAGAGCGAUCAGUCAGUGAGUCUGUGUCACCUAAUAACACAUUAAGCCGCUACCAAAACAAAAACAACCGGUUUGCAACGCAAGAGACCGGGUCAUCCCCGAAUUUCGGCUCUCUUCAAAUUCAGAUCGUGAUUGUGAUGAAAAGCAGUGGUGUUUCAUGUUAAUAUGUAACUUGAUUAAACAUAUCAUCAAACAUUGGUUUAGUAAAAAGUUUAAUAGUUUUUAACAUAUUCUUCUGCAGUAGUAUUUACUGAAAUAUAUGCACAUUUCUUAUUUUGAAACUGAGGGGACUUACACACAAUUUCUAUAUGAAUUGUUUAAAAAUAUGAUCAAAAACUAUUACUCAGCCAGUUGUGAGUUAGAGAUGUUUACGGACUUGUGACUAAGGAAAGUUUAGACAAGCGAAAUAUUUGUGGAUUUUUUGUCUGAUAAAUUAAAAUUUUAAUAUAAAACAUUUUUUCUGUAGCUUCAUGGUCACCUUAAAAAUUUUCACAAAUUUUUGGCUUUGGUGAUAAAAUGAAAGUAAAACACGAGGAGCAUGAUUUCGAGGUAUACCUGUUUGAUUCCCACGCGAAUGUGUCAAGAGCGUUUAUUUACCCCUUAAUUGAUGGUGUCCUUUUGGAAAGACGGAAGCAAUCUCCUGGCUGUUAGUCUGCACUUCCUCAUUUCUACGACAGUGGGUUAGUGGUACCCACUGACUACAGACAACCACCUUCACAACUGCUGUGGAAGCCAGACAAGAGCCCAUUAUUCCGAGAGUCAGACCAGAGUAAAAACCAGUUUGGGGCGCUAAAGAGCGGGUCAGCCCCCGCUUAAGCUCUCUUAGCUGAUUUUGUCUGGUGGCUCCGCUGCCGAAAUUCGAAAUUUUGCACAUUCGCCAAUUGGGCUUGGGAGUCUGAAGCAGUCGUUCGGUGUCUAAACAACGAAGUCGCGCUUGUUCAACUAAAAUAUCACCUAAAUUCCCACCAAAGAUGAGUGCUUAAGUGAGUGACACAGACUGUAAGUGACUACAACGAAAAGGUCAGCGGCUUAGUGUUGGUUUAAGUGAUCCCUUGCCGCAAUGAGAUUGAUCUGGCUGCAACUCCUGGCUGCUGGGGGAGCUCUCUACCUAUCCAUCGGUUGUGCAACGGCCGCUAAGACGUCCACAAGCCGCGGAGUUGCACAAUACAAGCUCCCGCUCCCAGCUCCAUUGCUAGCCCAAGAAACUGCAGCGGUUUCAGAAGGGGAUCAGACCAGGCGGCGGCCGCUGCAGCAGAGUGCAUCCAACCAGCGGAGGCGCACUCAGGUGGUCCGGCGGCGCAGGCCAUCCUCCUCCACAACAACCACAUCCACUACCACCACCACAACAACAACCACAACUUCAACUACGACAACGACAACAACUCCACGUCCCACUUUGGCCAACGGAUUUAACUUCUUCAAUCCUAACUUCUGGAGUUUCGGCCAGCAGAGUCUGGUGGCAGUACGAACUCCCACCAAGCAGACCCAUCCGCCCAAGAAGUUCAGUCCCAAGGAAGAUAAGUCCAGCCAAAGAAAGGCGGCUAAGACCACUAGGAAACCUGCAGAGCAGAGAACUAGUACAACGGUUAGAACACCAAGUAGACCAUCCACAACGACUACACAUAAGCCCACUACGGAUGGACCCUUUCGCAUUGCCCUGCCCACAUUGAACUUUCCCAGCGAUAAUAAUAAGGAUAAGGAAAAGGACAAGGAGAAGGGAAAGCGGGCAGCAGCUGAGCUACGAUUGCGGUUCGAUUGUCCGCGAGAGAACGAGGUGAGGUUCCAGCUCUUCCCCAAGAUUUGCAAGGUGGAUCGCGAUUGUGCCGUCUGGCAGAGGGAUGAGCUGUGCUGUGAUAUCUUCGGAGCCAGCAGCUGUGUCUCCGGGGUUCCAAAGCCCCUGGAGGAGACUCCACAUGCACCCAUCUUGGGUUUAAUACCUCGAAAGUGUCCCAGUAGGCCGCUGGCGGAGCUCUGGUGGGAUGUCCAGGAGUGUAGCACAGACAUGGAUUGCUGGCCGCGGGUCUGUUGUCCAGAUGGGCGGAGAAGAUAUUGUCGCACUUCACAGCCGGAGCUAGAAACAGCCCCAGUGCCAGUGAAGCGCUCCUUCGACUAUCUUACGGAAUACCUAGAGUGCACAGCACCACCCCCGCCCAUUUUUGACCUGCAUCCUAAGGCGUGCACCAAUACUUUAGACUGCUUUCCAAAUGUGUGUUGCCAGGAAGCGGGUCUGCGGCACUGUCGACCGCCCAAGAAGUCCGUGCUGACACUCAUGGCCAACUUUCUGAACGUCGACUUUGUAAAGCGACUGGCCCAGAAUAUCGUUAUCAAGUAGGCCGAGAAUUUCCCACUAUUUUCUACCUUGUGUGCUGAGUGCGUCGAGCACCUUCGACAGAACCGUUUCGAAACUGCCGUGAUAUCUCGCCCGUAUUUGUUUGGCCACGCUGAUAACCAAAAAAAGAAGACAUGCUCGCACAUACAUAGAUUUCACAUACAUAUACUGCGCACUUAGUGUACCCCAAUCGAUUCCCCCAUAAUCCUUCAUUAAUGUUCACCUAGCCUAGUAUUAGACAUAAGCUGCAUUCGUAGGCUUACAAAGUAAAUGCUAACUAUAAACUUCGAGUAAUGAGGGUUUUUUAACUUGGAGGUCUUAGGGUGUGGCACCAUCUGGGUCAUUUAUGGUUAUGGGGUC
Messenger RNA from Drosophila eugracilis, 2721 nucleotides. RefSeq lists its product as uncharacterized. Bases 1093 to 2364 code for a protein of 423 amino acids. The transcript is spliced from 4 exons. Lineage: Eukaryota; Metazoa; Arthropoda; Insecta; Diptera; Drosophilidae. The record is from RefSeq and is a predicted model, not a curated record.